AUGUUUGUUUUAUUGUAUAAAAUUUUUUUAUUAUCAUUAUUUGUUAUUAAUUUAAUAUAUGUUGACAAUGGAGUAUUUAAUAAGUAUAGUUAUGAACCUAACGAUGCAGAUUAUUCAUUUUGCAUAAGAAUUUCCAGAUUAUUAUCACAAAAUAAUAAGGAAGGGGAAAAACCUUUUUUUAAUAAACUAAAAGAUGAUUUUAAAAAUGAUAAUGAUAUAGAUAACUUUAUGAAAAUUCAUAAAGAAUGUAAAGUAGUAGAUGUAAAUUCAGUGAAAACACGUGAAGGUAUGAAUGAUGUUACUGUUACUAUGAAGUCAGCUUUAAAACCCGAUUUGGUUACAAUAAGUGUAACAAAUAAAUGGGUGAUUGUAAAUGAAUGGGAUUAUUUAAUGAAUGAUUUGUGUAAAGAGAACAAUAUUGAAAUUGAAGAUGGUAAUGUGAAAAAAAAGAAAAAACCGGUAAAAUACGUUGUGCGUGUGUUAGGAUAUUGUAAUAAUACCUUUUGUAAUAGUUUCUUUGCCUUUUAUUACCAUGGUAGGAUUAGGAAGAUGUAUGUUUCAUUCAAAAGAAAAGGGUGCCAAUGUUUUUAA
Molecule: messenger RNA, 591 nt
Organism: Plasmodium falciparum 3D7
Lineage: Eukaryota; Apicomplexa; Aconoidasida; Haemosporida; Plasmodiidae
Source: RefSeq, a predicted model, not a curated record